Messenger RNA from Labrus mixtus (cuckoo wrasse), 1879 nucleotides. It is a transcript of the gene p2rx3a, whose product is annotated as purinergic receptor P2X, ligand-gated ion channel, 3a. The record is from RefSeq and is a predicted model, not a curated record. Gene Ontology annotation, biological process: monoatomic cation transmembrane transport; response to ATP. Gene Ontology annotation, cellular component: nuclear inner membrane; plasma membrane. Bases 304 to 1536 code for a protein of 410 amino acids. The transcript is spliced from 12 exons. Gene Ontology annotation, molecular function: ATP binding; extracellularly ATP-gated monoatomic cation channel activity; purinergic nucleotide receptor activity. Lineage: Eukaryota; Metazoa; Chordata; Actinopteri; Labriformes; Labridae.
CCCCUGGCUAAUUAAAAAUGAAGGGGAGGUCCAGUUAGUGACAUAGACCAGUGAAACCAAGACAGUGAGGGAGAGGACAGAGGCAAAUCAAAUAUGCAAUGAGGCAGAUGAACACAGAAUACAACGAGUAAAAGACAGGACCAGUGUGAGGCUUUAGAUAAUAUUACUCUCAUUAGAAUCAGGAGCGUCGCCUCUAUUCAGACACUUGAUCUUCAGGCUUGUCUGGAAGAACCUGCAGGUGCUCGACAGGAGCUGCACUUUUCUCCAGAUUCAGGAGGUCCUGACUCGCACUGACAAGAAGACAUGGGCUCCAUGGUGUGGGGCUUCAUUACUGACUUCUUCACCUAUGAGACAACCAAGUCCGUGGUGGUCAAGAGCUGGUCUGUGGGCAUCAUCAACCGGGUCGUACAACUGCUCAUCAUCACAUAUUUUGUUGGCUGGGUCUUCAUCCACGAGAAAGCUUAUCAGGUGACUGACACCGGCAUCGAGUCCUCCGUGAUGACCAAAGUGAAAGGCUUUGGGUACCAAAACAAUCAUGUGAUGGAUGUGGCCGACUAUGUUCUCCCACCACAGGGUGCAGGUGUGUUCUGCAUCAUAACCAAAGUCAUCGUCACCGAAAACCAGUUCCAAGGAAGAUGUUCAGAGACUGGGAAGAGGUUUGGUUGUAAAACAAAUGAAGACUGCAACAAGCAUUUGGGUUCUAUCCUCUCCAAUGGUAUUAUAACAGGUGUUUGCCUGAAAUCCUCCAACAAUUCCCAAGGCAUGUGUGAGAUUGAAGGAUGGUGUCCGGCUGAGAACGACAGCGUCAUUGUCACACCGAUGCUGGAUGUGAACAACUUCACCAUCUUCAUCAAAAACAGUAUUCGAUUUCCACUUUUCAAUGUCACCAGAGGGAACUUUCCUUCCACCAUGAAGGCUGAUGAGAUCAAGAAAUGCACCUACCACCCUGAGAAGAAUCCCUUCUGCCCCAUCUUUCGUGUGGGGGACGUGCUGAACUACACUGGACAGGAAAUUGCAAAUCUGGCAGAUAAGGGUGGAGAAAUAGGAAUAAACAUUGAAUGGAAGUGUAACCUGGACCUAAACAUUGAUUAUUGUGAACCUAAGUACUCUUUCACUCGACUGGAUGAACCAUUUUCAAAGAAUGCCGUCUCCAAAGGCUACAACUUCAGAUUUGCCAAAUAUUUCAAGACACAGGAUGGGACUGAAUUUCGGACCCUUCACAAAGCAUAUGCUAUCCGCUUUGAUGUAAUGGUCACUGGCAAUGCAGGAAAGUUUGACACAAUCCCAACACUGAUCAACUUGGUUGCUGCCUUCACUUCUAUUGGACUGGGUGCAGUUCUCUGUGAUCUUAUCCUGCUGAACUUCUUGAAAGGGGCGGCGCAGUACAAAGCCAAAAAGUUUGAAGAGGUGUCGGACGCUCAAAUAGAAGCAUCCCUUGCUCAGAGCCCCGGCAGCCCACUGUCACUGAAAGGAGGCAUCAAGAGCUCCUGUGACUCCGGAGCCAUUUCCCUCGCCGCCUCUGACCAACAACUUUGACUGACAAAAAAAAAAUAACAACAACCUGAAGACAUGAACUCUCCUUCUCUUUCACUUGUUACCUCUCCAUAAGAGAUACAUUAUGCUUUUUUCUGGUUUUUCUAUACCCUGCUGUCAUUUUCAGUUUGGUAAGUCAAUGAACUGUGGAGAAGAAAAAAAGACUACUUUGUUGCAACGUUUUCAUUUCUUCAACUGGAAGUGUUAGAAGAAAGGAAGAUGCAAAAUAACUUCACACUGUGUUCUCCUGGUGUCAUACACUCAAUCAAAGUUCCCCUGAGAAAGACUUACAAUGAAACUCAACGAAUGGCUGACUCCUAACUACUUAGAUUACGCUUACUUACAA